GGUAGUGUUGUGAAAGUACUAAAUGUGAGUUCGUUAUUAUUAAAACACUUAUCAAAUUAAUUGUGCCUCAUUGAAUGCUGCAGGUCGACUGAUCACUUUGAAUACUAUUUACUCAAAGAAAGUCCAAUGAACCCUGAAGAAGCACCCUGGACAAAGGAAUACCAUUCUUAUUACAAUAUGAGAAUAUGCGGGUACAUGGACAUGGUGUGCUGCGUAGUGACGACGAUUUCCAACACUUUGAUCAUCAUAGUGUUCAAAAGGAACACCACCGCAUCACCUAUAAACACAAUCUUCAUUCACAUUGCCAUCACCGAAACACUGGCCAUCCUCAGCUUCUUACCUCGCUCAUAUCACGAAUAUUAUCGAGUGGACCGAUGUUCAAUCCAAAUUCAUCGAACACGUGAAUGGGAAGAAAUAUCUUUUCAUUCGUACAUAGUGGCAUUUGCGUUUCGCCACACGGUCGUUUGGCUCACGGUGAUGCUGGGAGUAUGGCGAUAUAUAGCAGUCGUACAUCCGCUGAAAAGAAGGCAUUGGAUCGAAAUGCGUGUAACGCAAAAAUUUAUAAUCGGAGCGUACAUUUUUGGAUUUAUAGUCACGAUACCACCUUACAUAUGCCUAGCAGUUCAACCAUCGAACGUACUAAUCGAUGAGGAAGGGUGUUAUGUAGCCUCGAAUUCAACCAUUGACCAUAAAAUCAACGACACCACAAUCUACGAAUUCAAAAUCCCACUUGAGAAUUAUCCUACCUUAUACACGUGCUUUACGAUCGGUUACGGGAUUCUGAUAAAAAGUCUGCCUGGAAUUGUUCUAACUGUGAUCAGCUACAGGUUAAUCGUCACCCUAAUCAGAGCACGAAAACGUCGAGCAUUAAUGGUUGUAAGCGCGAAUCGAACAGUCGUGGAAAAACAAACAGAUCGUACGACGAUAAUUUUGAUACUCAUACUGGCAUUAUUUAUAGCAUCAGAAAUUACUCACGGAAUAAGCGUCACAAUCACCGGAAUCGUGGGUCCAGGAUUUUUUUGGCGGCACUACUAUUACAUAAUGGAGAUAGCGAAUACCUUUGCGCAUAUUUCCGAGAGUUUGAAUUUCGUGUUCUAUUAUGGGAUGAGCAACCAAUUCAGGAAAAAUUUUAAGGCAUUAUUUAAAAGAAAUGACAAUAGAUCGUCUCACGAUGGACAGCACAUUAACCCAGUUGCUAAAACAGGUAUCACCGAGACAGAAUGUCUCGAAACCUUAACUUAGAGAUAUCUUAUUCAUAAAGUAAUUUGCAGUAAUCAGUUUCAAUUGCACCCGAUCGUAAUAAUUAUACCUAAGUACUAUGUAUGUAUAGAUACGUUUAAGUAAGUACAUAAGUUGAAUUAAUUACACCAA
Molecule: messenger RNA, 1371 nt
Organism: Planococcus citri (citrus mealybug)
Lineage: Eukaryota; Metazoa; Arthropoda; Insecta; Hemiptera; Pseudococcidae
Product: sex peptide receptor-related protein 2-like
Exons: 3
Coding region: 127-1242 (371 amino acids)
Biological process (GO): G protein-coupled receptor signaling pathway
Cellular component (GO): plasma membrane
Molecular function (GO): G protein-coupled peptide receptor activity
Source: RefSeq, a predicted model, not a curated record